CCUGCGCUGGAUAUAAUUAGAGGACAACAUACCCUCAUAUCAUUGUUUAGCUUGAAUUGGGUUUCCAUCAGUUAUGCUCUCUUGUUAAUAUUUCUGUGUUUUUCAUUUGAGAGAAAUGUCAUAACACAAUACAUCAUGCAUACCUUCAAUAAAUACCUGCGUGUGGCUGUUUACAUGUGGAUCUUGGGCUCUGCUCUCAAUUGUGCAGGCUCAAGCCUGUGGGGGAUGAAGAAGGCCUUUACUACACGAUCCUGUGUUUGGCAGCUGAAUAAAAAAGCUUUCAUCCCACCAUUAGAUGAACUGAGUGUCUGCAUCGACCUCAAGAGAAAGCUUAGCACUUCUGAAUGGACUGCUUUUGACUACAAAGGUCCAGGCCAGCAGCACACGGAGCUUGGCUUAGCUGGGAAUAUGGGCAACGUAAUAGCCUCUCUUUUCGGAAAAAAAUGGACAGUUGCUUAUGACAUGCCCAUAAACGUGUGGCACAGAGUUUGUCUGACAUGGUCGACUCAUAAUAGGCUUUUCCAGGUUAUCAUUAAUAACGCGGUUUUUGAUUUUCCCUUGAAUGAAACAUCACCCAGGUUCCUUGCCGCAAAUGGUACCCUGAGUUUGGGAAUGUCACAUCAUUUUGUUGGAGGUUCUAUUGAUUUUGAGACCGGGAAGAACUUCAUGGGGGACAUGUCCUUGUUCCGGAUGUGGAGAGAGCAGAUGAAUAAACAGCAGCUGGAUGCAUGCAGCUGCGUAGAUGGAAAUAUUGUGACUUGGAGAGAGCAAGAUUGGGAUUAUCAGUGUCCACCUAUUCCAGAUGACAGCUUCAUUUGUGAAUCGUCAAAAUAUAAAAUACAAAUGAACACAGCUAUUACACGAAACAUCAAUAAUGAUUACACUGAAAAAGAUAUCCAGGAGAUUGUAUUAAUCUGGCUGAAGCAUGUUUUUCCGCAAAAAAUAUCAGUGCAUUCUGUGUUCGUGUCAAAUUUAAGAGAGGUGCCAUGGAUUGGCCCUCAAACAGGAACUGGUUUAGCUGGACAAAAUAUGGAGGAAAUUCAGGGCACUAUAAAGUCACCAAUCAAGACACAAUGGUUUGAUAGUGUGGUGUUUGUGAAAGUGAUUCCUUCAUCUGAUGUGAAUGAAACAGUGUCUAUGAUACAGAGUCUGUUAAUACCCAUCUUUUUGUACAACGACAACAAGAUCCUCCUGAAAACAAACCCAGCAUCUAUAAACAUCCUCUCAGUAGCUGUCUUUCCCAACGUGACUUCAAACCCUGCUUUGACCACCGUUGGACCAAUCUCCCCAAGUACAAAUAUUACGAUAUCAGGAACGCGCACAUCAAUACAAACAAAGGCGAUGGGAAACAUCUGUUUAAUCGCUUCAGGCUUGAUUUCAAAGAGAGAUUUUGGAGAUGUUUUUUAUAGAGUUUAUCUCAAUCUAACAAUGAGCGGCAGCAUCACAGACCCUCAAAACACUGUACAGCAAUGGCUCCAGCAAACACUGGGACAAUGCAACAUGGAUGUUUGGAAUCUAGUUAUAAAAGGAGCUCCUAAGUACAUCACUACUUUUCAGGUUCAGGCUAUGGCACCAGUGAAUGUCACAGCAACAGAGUGGCUGAUUUUUGAACUUUUGACACAAGGAUACACCAAUGAUAACAUCAGUAUCAGUGUCCCCUCUGGUGAAGUCAAGAUCAGCCAUAUAGAUCCAGGCUUUUGUCCAGAGGAAACCAUGGUUACAGUGUAUGGUAUAUACGCGUGGCCUGAAAUGACAGCUCAAAGUGAAUAUACCAUGGGGUGUGAAAGAGGCAAUAAACUUGCUACAAGGUUUUGUAAGUUAAAUGGUGCGACUGACAGAGCAGAGUGGGAUCAUCCAGACAUGAGCAAGUGUAUUCGGACAGUUUCAGAUUUUAAUGAUUUGGAAAAUAUCACAGUUACAGCUGACAAUUCAGCAGACAUCGUGGACAUGAUUAAAGAUCUUUUAAAUGAACAAAACAAUCUGAGUGGUGCUCAACUGGACAUUGUGCUUGAAAAACUGUCUGACGUCACUGAGAUUGGAAUCCUGACCACAGAUCUGUCCAGCGACAUAACUAAAAUUAUUUCAGACAUCUGUUAUAUGAAAAAUAGUUCUACCCAAACCAACAAAAUUCUUUCAAUUACAGACACUAUGGGAGACAGGACGGUAUUUAAGGGAAACGCUCAUAACAUGACAGCACCUUCAUUAGCACUUCAGCUGAUCAAUCCUGACACCUCUCAGUUCCACGGCCUCACAUUCGAGGUGUCCUCCUUGCUGAACGAUAGCACCCCUGAGAUAUUGUUUGACAGUAACUUUGCAGUGCAUCCAGACACAGGAACUUUAGCAUUCAUUUCUUUACCCCCUGCAAUUGAGAGCUUUUUCCCGGGAGCCACACCUCGUGUACAGUUUCAUUUUUACGGCAAAGAAAAUUUCUUUGAGGACCCUACCGCCGACAUGAAGCUGAACUCUUACGUAGUAUCUGCCAGUGUCACCAAUGCCACAGUAAGCCACCUUGAGAUCCCAGUGAUGGUCAUUCUCCGCCAUCUUCUAAACAAAGAGGAUCACAACAUUGUUAAGUGUGUCUACUGGGACUUCAACAAAAACAAUGAGAAAGGUGGAUGGAAUGAUACAGGAUGUGAGACAGUGACGUCUAACGCCACUCAUACGUCCUGUUCCUGUGAUCAUCUCACACAUUUUGGAGUUCUUCUGGAUAUCUCUAAAACCCCAAUAAGUGCAAAAGAUGAAAGGAUUCUGACUAUCAUCUCUUACCUGGGCAGUGGCAUAUCCUCCAUCUUUCUUGGAGUCACACUGUUGACUUAUGUGGCCUUCGAGGAAGUGAGACGAGACUACCCUUCAAAGAUCCUUAUUAACCUCUCCAUAGCCUUGCUAGGGUUGAACAUGCUCUUCCUGAUGAACUCUUGGCUCGCUUCUUUUAACAGCAGUGCCAUCUGUAUUACUGUAGCAGCCUUUCUGCAUUACUUUUUCCUGGCUACCUUUACUUGGAUGGGACUGGGCGCAAUCAACAUGUAUCUGGCCUUGGUCAAGGUCUUUAAUUCAUACGUGUCAUCUUACAUCCUCAAAUUCUGUGCACUUGGAUGGGGUUUACCUCUGCUGGUUGUAAGUUUAGUGCUCGCCAUUGAUAUGAAUUCAUAUGGCACCAGCCUCUCCAGAGCACACUUACAAGAGUCCAAUGCAUUCUGCUGGUUUAACAAUGAUGUGGCCUUUUACGUGACCGUGGUUUCCUUCGUGAUCCUGGUCAUGGUCUGUAACCUCUGCGUCUUUGUCGUGGUGCUGGUACAAAUCCGUAAAAUGCGGGUCAAUAAGCCUUCUAGCAGCAGGAAAGGGUUCCUGCAUGACCUGAGAGUGGUGGCCAGUCUCACCUUUCUGCUGGGACUUACCUGGAUUCUAACCUUUGUCGCCUGGGGCCCAGCCAAAACACCCCUGCUGUACCUGUUCUCCCUCCUCAACAGUCUUCAAGGUUUCUUCAUCUUCUUGUUUUAUUGUCUGAUGAAAGACAAUGUAAGGAAGCAGUGGAGGAUACAUCUCUGCUGUGGAAGAUUCAGACAGUCUGAAUAUUCAGACUGGAGCCGUUCUGUGACACAAGGGGCCAAAGCGAAAGGUGGUCUACAAGUCUCUACACCGUCCAUGAAGUCAGACACCACCAGUGAAAGGAAGAGCUCCGAUACCUCAAACUCAGGGACCGGCCUUAGUGGUGUCUUCCUGGCACAGGACGGGAAACUAUAAAAAAAGAGAAUAUUCUGUGUUUUUCAAUUUCUUUUUGUGUUUAUGUUAAAUUACACGUUUGUACAUUUCUAGCAGAAAUUCAUGAAAGGCUUCAUUCGGUUGUUGCCUUUUUAUUGUUGUUAACUAUUCUGUCAUUAUUUAAUUGAUUUGAAGAAAAAUUGUUUCAAUGAUUCUUUUAUUUCUUCCACGGAGGUCAUCUGUUUAAAUGUGUUAUGACUUAUACCGAUACCUAUACAUCUGUAUAGAUAAUGACAGCACUUUAAAUUACUAGGCUAGUAAUUUUUGCUUCAGACUAUCAGUAUUAAAAAGGACUUUGCAUUUGUUUGCUCAUACAGCACUCUACAGUAAGUUUUAAACAUAUGUCUAAACUAUAUGUUUAUGUUACGGUUUGCACACAUGUAUUAAUGAAUGAUUAAUAAUGAAAUCCACAUGAUUGGUCCACAAUGUCAACU
Molecule: messenger RNA, 4193 nt
Organism: Puntigrus tetrazona (Sumatra barb)
Lineage: Eukaryota; Metazoa; Chordata; Actinopteri; Cypriniformes; Cyprinidae
Gene: adgrg4a
Product: adhesion G protein-coupled receptor G4a
Exons: 27
Coding region: 136-3741 (1201 amino acids)
Biological process (GO): cell surface receptor signaling pathway; adenylate cyclase-activating G protein-coupled receptor signaling pathway
Cellular component (GO): membrane
Molecular function (GO): G protein-coupled receptor activity
Source: RefSeq, a predicted model, not a curated record